UACUCUUUCCUGUCUAUUGAUUGAUGUCUGCACUGAAGUGAAGUUGGCGUUACUGAGAAAUACUUCAAAGUUUUUCUUUCUAUUUUAUAAUCUUAUUAUGCACAAUACUACAAGAUAUUAAUAAUCAUGGAAGGAAUUUAUAAAAUUAAAAUAAUACCAAACGAUUUGAGUAUGGAAGAGACUGUUUUGCAAAUUGCCGACACCUUAGACAAUCUGAACGGAAUAGUUGAUGACAUAUUCACGCGUAUAUCGACUAGGAUAGAACUGAAUACAAACAAAACAAGAAAACUUCAAGAAAGAAUUGAUGCGUCUAGAACGAAGGUGGAGAAACUAGCCGGUAUGCAAAAGGCGAUCAAAGUGUUUUCCAGCGCGAAAUAUCCGUCGGCUAUAGUGUAUGAACAUUAUAAUUCUAUUUUCGAUACAAACGUCUACAAUUACGAAUCUAAAAAAGUAACUCUGAGUGGGAAAUCUCAGAGGCAGUCCAAUGAGACAGCAAUUCAGGAGAAACUUCAUUUCUUCCACGUGAAAGUCGUCGAACCAAAGGCGACUAAACCUAAACAAGAUUUCGAUCUCAAAGCUGUCAUCGACAAAGCUUCGACUGUGGGCGAUCUCCUGAUCUACAACACUGAUGAGAGUCCUUAUUUGGUUUUGCCGACCAAGGCGCCCGCUUACGUGCCCAGGGUCAAUACAAAUGUUGAAAAAGAAUUAUUGGAAGAGGCGCCUCCGUCCAUAAUUAACAAAAACCUUUUGAAGAGAGAAAUCGACGAGUAUAUGUACGCGCCAGGCAUGGGGAUGGUACCGGAACUAGACAUGCCCCUCGACCUGCCCCACCUGCCCGGAAUCGCCGGGGACGUACAAUUUACCAUCGCUGACGACGAUUCCAUCGCGCCGUCGGCCGUCACCUCACCGGUGGCUCCGGUCAACACGGUACCGGAGACGGAACUACCGGAGCUGCCGGAUCUGAACGAAUUGCCCGAGGUCAAGUUGGAUGCAACCCCGGAUAUACCGGACGCUCCUCCGGUUCCGCCAGCCCCGGUCGCCCCGACCGCCCCGCCCGCCCCUCCCGCGCCGGCCCUGCCCUCUCUCCCUCCACCACCGCCUCCACCACCGCCCGCGGACUUUGAAACACCGAAAAGUUCUAAAAGAGAGGAGCGCGUGCACGCCCCCGCCUCCGCCCCGGCCGGCGACGCGCACUCCAGCCUCAUGGCCGCGAUACGACAAGCCGGCGGAGUCGGGCGCGCCAAGCUCAAACCUGCCGCUGAAUCUACUCCUGCUAAGGGUGGUAACGCGUCUAUCGGAGGUGAUCUAAUGGCGGACCUACACGCGAAGCUUUCGAUGCGACGGCGGGGGAUAUCGGGCGCCGAGCGCUCCAGAGGCGGAUCCGUGCUUCACACACUGGCGAGCGUCAUCCCCGAGCCCGGAGACCAGUCCUCGCCGCAGCGCUCCUCCAGCGAAGAUGACUGGGACUGAACCAACUGAACCGACCGAACCUGUGCUAGUAUGACGUAUUUCAGCACGAGUUCCAUCUAAUUCGACUGGAAAUAAUGUCACUGUGAUAAGUAAUAAGAUUCGUUGCAAUAGGUGUUCGUUUCGAAGUCCUGUCCGAUGAAAUUGAGGGCUUUCAGCAAAAAAUUUAAAUUUCGUCGAAAAUAAAGCGGGUAAAAUAGAAGGAAACAAUUAAGUGUUACUGUUAAUUUUGAUUUUAUUGUGAUUGACUGUCGACUACUUUUAUCUUUUCAGCUUUUAUUUUCUUUUGUAUCUUUUAAUAAGUUUCUUUAUAAAAUUAAAUAAGUUUACAAUA
Melitaea cinxia (Glanville fritillary) is the source of this 1801-nucleotide messenger RNA. RefSeq names its product WASH complex subunit 1-like. Gene Ontology annotation, molecular function: actin binding; alpha-tubulin binding; gamma-tubulin binding. Bases 127 to 1470 code for a protein of 447 amino acids. The record is from RefSeq and is a predicted model, not a curated record. Lineage: Eukaryota; Metazoa; Arthropoda; Insecta; Lepidoptera; Nymphalidae. Gene Ontology annotation, cellular component: WASH complex; early endosome; recycling endosome. The transcript is spliced from 6 exons. Gene Ontology annotation, biological process: endocytic recycling; retrograde transport, endosome to Golgi; Arp2/3 complex-mediated actin nucleation.